AUGGCCGAUAAGAAGAUGGCGAACGGGAGCGGGAAUGAAGUUUGCCACGACGACAGCUCGUCGCCGAUCAAGGCUCAAACCAUCGACGAACUUCAUUGCCUACAGAAGAAGCGAUCGUCACCCAGUACUCCGAUCGACUCGUCUCCCGGCGGCGUCUCCGCGCUUUCCGAAGAAGAUCGCCAAAGGCAACAGCUCCAGUCAAUCAGUGCUUCGUUAGCAUCGUUGACAAGAGAAACCGGGCCGAAUGUGGUUAAAGGAGACCCGGCCCGGAAAACCGGAAGCUCCAAGGUUGCACACAUGGCGCAGCAUCAACUCGUACCCACCAUUAAUAUCAGCGACAGCUCUAUGAAAUUCACACACGUGCUUUAUAACCUCUCCCCUGCAGAGUUGUACGAGCAGGCCAUAAGGCAUGAGAAAGGGUCGUUUAUGACAUCCACUGGAGCAUUAGCGACGCUGUCGGGAGCGAAGACCGGGCGGUCUCCGAGAGACAAGCGAGUUGUUAAGGAUGAGAAUACCACAAAAGAGCUCUGGUGGGGAAAGGGAUCUCCAAACAUUGAAAUGGAUGAGCACACUUUCAUGAUCAACAGAGAGAGAGCCGUCGAUUACUUGAACUCUCUCGACAAGGUCUUUGUCAACGACCAAUUCUUGAACUGGGAUCCCGAGAACAGAAUCAAAGUUCGAAUUGUCUCUGCCAGGGCUUACCACUCGCUCUUUAUGCACAACAUGUGUAUUCGACCAACUGACGCAGAGUUGGCGAACUUUGGGCGACCAGAUUUCACUAUAUACAACGCUGGGCAGUUCCCAUGCAACCGUUUCACUCAUUACAUGACGUCGUCAACCAGCAUAGAUAUGAAUUUGGCAAGGAAGGAAAUGGUGAUCCUUGGAACCCAAUACGCCGGUGAGAUGAAGAAAGGGUUGUUUAGUCUCAUGCAUUAUCUCAUGCCCAAGCGAGAGAUUCUCUCCUUGCAUUCUGGCUGCAAUAUGGGCAAAAACGGCGACGUAGCCCUCUUCUUUGGAUUAUCGGGGACGGGAAAGACUACUUUAUCGACAGAUCACAACCGAUAUUUAAUCGGUGAUGACGAACAUUGUUGGACUAACACCGGCGUAUCGAACAUCGAAGGAGGUUGCUAUGCUAAAUGCAUCGACCUUUCUCGUGAGAAAGAACCCGAUAUUUGGAAUGCCAUCAAGUUCGGAACCGUGUUGGAGAAUGUAGUGUUCGAAGAGCACACUAGAGAGGUUGACUAUUCGGACAAUUCAGUUACAGAGAACACCCGAGCAGCGUAUCCAAUCGAGUACAUACCCAACGCUAAGAUACCAUGUGUGGGGCCGCACCCAAAGAACGUUAUAUUAUUGGCUUGCGACGCAUUUGGUGUUCUUCCCCCCGUGAGCAAGCUCAAUUUGGCUCAAACCAUGUACCAUUUCAUAAGUGGAUACACUGCAUUGGUGGCUGGAACUGAAGACGGCAUAAAAGAGCCACAAGCGACAUUCUCGGCUUGUUUUGGCGCGGCUUUCAUAAUGAUGCAUCCGACCAAGUACGCCGCCAUGCUCGCCGACAAGAUGCGGAAGCACGGGGCAACUGGCUGGCUCGUCAACACUGGCUGGUCCGGCGGCCGAUAUGGCUCCGGUAGCCGUAUUAAGCUUUCUUACACCAGAAAAAUCAUCGACGCCAUUCAUUCCGGCGAGCUCCUGAAAGCCCAGUUCCGUAAAACUGAAGUUUUUGGACUUGAAAUCCCCGCCGCCAUUGAAGGAGUUCCGUCCGAGAUUUUGGACCCAAUGAACACCUGGUCGGACAAGGGUGCGUAUAAAGAAACGCUACAGAAACUGGCGACUCUGUUCAAGAACAAUUUUGAGACAUUUACGAAUUACAAGAUUGGCACAGACAAUACUCUGACAGAGGAAAUCCUUGCUGCUGGUCCCAAAUUUUAA
Cucurbita moschata (crookneck pumpkin) is the source of this 1926-nucleotide messenger RNA. Its product is annotated as phosphoenolpyruvate carboxykinase (ATP)-like. The record is from RefSeq and is a predicted model, not a curated record. NCBI's taxonomy places the organism in Eukaryota, Viridiplantae, Streptophyta, Magnoliopsida, Cucurbitales, Cucurbitaceae. The transcript is spliced from 10 exons. Gene Ontology annotation, molecular function: phosphoenolpyruvate carboxykinase (ATP) activity; ATP binding. Gene Ontology annotation, cellular component: cytosol. Gene Ontology annotation, biological process: gluconeogenesis. The coding region runs from base 1 to 1926 and encodes 641 amino acids.